CCUCACAUCGGGAUGGGUCCUGACGUCACGUAGGGGGCGGGUCGUUGAGUCAGCUAGGUCCUGACGUCACCUAGAGGCGUGUCGUUGAUGUCAGGUGGGUUCUGACGUCAUGGGAGGACAGCGGAACAUAAACAUGAUACCGAACGGAGUCGGAACGGAGCCGUGACGUGCUGGUUCUCGUCCUCCGAGCUCCUGGUCCAACGGGUACACCGGUCUGGACACCAAGACGGGUUAGGCGGGAGGACGAUGUUGACCCCGGGACGGUCCCGACGGGAGGACUGUGUGGACCUCAUGCUCCUCGUCGUCUGUACAGCUGAAACUCCUCGCCCUGUCAGCCAAUCACGGCUCAAAGCUUGCGCAUGCUCACUGAGGGAACGGCGUGUUACUAAAUAAACACAAAUUAACACGAAAAAGCUUCAGUCUGAUCCGAACGACAGGUAUGGAGGGGCAAGCUGGGACUUCGAGACACGGAUACUGUGGCUACUGCAGGCUGGUCUACACUAGACUGGAGCAGGUAGUGGUCUACACUAGACCGGACCAGCAUGUCUCCAGCUCCCGUCACAUGGCCCGGGUGCGUCUGUCCUCCCGAAGCUCCACCCUCAGAGGCUCCGCCCCCAGAGGCUCCACCCUCAGAGGCUCCGCCCCCAGAGGCUCCGCACUCAGCAGCCUGAUGGAGCGUUUCCUGGAGGACGUCCUGCUGCACCACCCGGACCGCUACGCUGGCUCAAGCCCCCCCCAUGCGGACCUCCCCCCGUUUCCAGGGCCCGGCGUCUCCCACGGCGACGGCCAGUCGCUAGGGAGGCGGGACCCCCUCUCAGGCCCCCCAGCGGCCCACCACAGCCAAUCAGAGAGGCUGCUGUUUGGGGAGGCGGUGCUUGAUGGGUCCUUUUCACCAAUCACAGAGCACGACACAAGACAGUCACCUGAAGACACGCCCCUCAAACACCCACCUCGGGAAGACACGCCCCUCCCACACCCACCUCGGGAGGACACGCCCGUCCCACACUCACCUGGGGAAGACAUGCCCCUCCCACACUCACCUGGAGAAGACACGCCCCUCCAACACUCACCUGGGGAAGACAUGCCCCUCCAACACUCACUUGUCUCCGCCCCCUUCUCGGUUCACAGGAAGUGCCACAGGAAGACUGAGCGCAGGAGAAAACCUUCCUCCUCCUCUUCCUCAUUCUACGCCCCACAGCCUGGCCCCUCCCCCCUACCGGGCCCCUCCCCCCUCCUCUCCAAGGGGACUGGCUGUGGUCCCCCCGGCCCCCCCCCCCUCCUCACCAGGGGGUCUGGCUGUAGUUCCCCCGGCCCCCCCCCCCUCCUCACCAGGGGGUCUGGCUGUAGUUCCCCCGGCCUCCUGCAGGGGGGGACGGAGAGCUUCCACUACAGCUCGUCUGGUUCUCAGAGGACGAGUGCGAGCGACUCCUGGGACACACCUGUGCAGGCGACCUUAGAGAGCAGGGGGCCCUGCCCACCCACCCAGAUGGGCCAAUUGGAGGCCUGGAAGCUGACCUGUCUGACGGAGAGCCAGGUGAGGCUGGAUAACCAGGUGUACGCCCAGCAGCUAGACUCCGCCCUCAGGACCCUCCCGGUGGAGAGGGGGUGGAGCCGACCUCUAGACUCCACCCUCAGGACCCUCCCAGCAGACAGGGAGUUGAGCCGACCUCUAGACUCCGCCCUCAGGACCCUCCCAGCAGACAGGGAGUUGAGCCGACCUCUAGACUCCGCCGACAGGACCCUCCCAGCGGACAGGGGGAGGAGCCGACCUUUAGACUCCGCCCUCAGGACCCUCCCAGCAGACGGUGGGCGUGGCCUACAGGUGGGCUACAGGUGUGUCCCCGUUGAGGAGCUGAGGCCCCGCCCCCGCUACAUCCCAGAGUCCUUCAGGGGGAAGACGCUGGCCCAGGUGCAGUGGGAGGACCAGGAGAAGGUGGAGGCGCUGGUGCAGCAGUUCAGAGGCUCCGCCUUCCUGUGCUACUUCCAGACGGAAGCCCUGGCCAGAUAUGGUGGGAGGAGCCAGGUCGAGGGGAGGCGUGGCCAGGACAAGGAAGUGGAAUCAGAGGAUGCUGCCAAGCUCCUCCCCUUAUUGGAUCACCAUGACGAUGAGGCCCCAGCAUGCACAAGGAGGAGGAGGACGAGGGCGUUCAGAGCGGCGUCACGAUGCCAGGUGGUCAAAGUGAGUCAUGGAACCCAGACUGCCCCAUUGGUCCUCCCAUCUGUCUGUCAGCCAGUCCAGCCCCGCCCCCCCUUGCCUCCAGAGGAGCAGCCAGCCAAUCAGGAGCGGGCCGAGGGCCCGGAGGAGGAGGGGGGGCGGCUUCCCCCCCCCUACUCCGCCCUGCUGGCCCCCCUGCAGCCUGGCGCCCCCCUCCUCCUCCUCCUCGGUCCCCCCGCCCGCCUGGCCCCGCCCCCUGGCUCCGCCCCCCAGGCCACGCCCCCCGGCUCCGCUUCCAGCCGCUGCCGGAGGCGGAGCCGGCCGCUGGAGGCGGCGAGGUCGAAGGUCAGGUACCAGCGCCCCCCGCUGCGCUGGUACGACCCGGUCGCCCGCCGUGUCCUGGGGUCACGACCCUGCACGCCCCGCGGCAACACCGUCGCUAGGCAACUGUUCAGGAGCCUCAGCCCCGACCUCAACGCCCACGGGAGGGGAGGGGGGGCGGGCGGGAGGAGGAGGAGGAGGGGGGGUGGGGAGGAGGGGGUCAAAGGUCAGAGGUCUUCAUCAGACCAGACCCCGACCUUCGGCCGCCUCCCCCUAGGCACGCUCCGAGCGGAUCCCCGCGAGCACAGGACGCCCAGGGGGCGUGGCCGCAGGAAAGGGGGGAGGGGUCAGACCCCAGGGAGGGGGAGGGGCCGAAGGCGGGAGAUCAGGGAUGCUUCGUCCCGCCCCCCCCCCGGGAGGAGAGUCGGGCGGCGGGUUGGAGAACUCAGGAAAGUCCCAGGCUCUGAGGGCCCGCUGGAGGCCUCGGCUCGGAGCCCGAGAGUCCGGAGGAAGACGGGCUGCCCCUGCUGCAGCUAGGGGGCGCUAUUUAGACCAUAUAUAUAUCAUAUCAUGUAUACACUAUAUACAGGUCCUUCUCAAAAAAUUAGCAUAUUGUGAUAAAGUUCAUUCUUUUCCAUAAUGUAAUGAUAAAAAUUAAACUUUCAUAUAUUUUAGAUUCAUUGCACACCAACUGAAAUAUUUCAGGUCUUUUAUUGUUUUAAUACUGAUGAUUUUGGCAUACAGCUCAUGAAAACCCAAAAUUCCUAUCUCAAAAAAUUAGCAUAUCAUGAAAAGGUUCUCUAAACGAGCUAUUAACCUAAUCAUCUGAAUCAACGAAUUAACUCUAAACACCUGCAAAAGAUUCCUGAGGCUUUUAAAAACUCCCAGCCUGGUUCAUUACUCAAAACCGCAAUCAUGGGUAAGACUGCCGACCUGACUGCUGUCC
Messenger RNA from Gadus macrocephalus (Pacific cod), 3422 nucleotides. RefSeq names its product zinc finger, DBF-type containing 2 (gene zdbf2). The transcript has 7 exons. Lineage: Eukaryota; Metazoa; Chordata; Actinopteri; Gadiformes; Gadidae. The record is from RefSeq and is a predicted model, not a curated record. The coding region runs from base 440 to 3013 and encodes 857 amino acids.